AGCAGCCAUGAACUGACAGUAUUUCAGGAGCCGAGCGUGGAUGGGAUCAGAUGCUGCUGCCGAGUUCUCGAAGCAUGGAUGUUUGCAGAAAGCUUGUAACAAGAAACCUUCAGAGAUCUUCAUAGGACACUUGGUCAGUGGAUGUCCUCAGGCUACUCCUUUCAAGGCAAUGACUACCCUAACACCAUAGACAGCAAUCAGUAGUUCAACAACUAAGAUUAUAAAGGCUUCAAUGGACGAUCGAAAUUCCUUUAAUUCUAAGGAAAGAAUCCUUUUUCUAUAGCCGUAAGAAGAAAAAGGAGCCCCAAGAGCAUAGUGUGAGGAGUCAUAUGGUUAGUGUGUGUAGGUAUCCUCAAGCUUAAAGACUAAGAGAAUAGUCUCAAAUGGACUUGAUCACAUGAUAUUCCAAGAUUGGUGAUCACCUUGCAUCUCGAAGACAUCUUCAUUGGAAGUAUCCAGAUUGUUAAGCUAACCCUUGCCUGGACAAAUUCAUCUGCAAUGUUGACUGCUGUAUGUAGCUCUUUGGGAAACCAACAACCGGAGGCUCCUGGUUCCCCAGCCACCUCUGAGCUCUCCCUGAAGUCAUAUACCAUCCCCUCAGACUCUGAUCCAGGACUUUCUCUUCAGCAAGAGUCACCCCAAGAACCAUCCUAUACUCCUCCUGAGAGAUACACAUCUCUUUCUUCUGUACGAAUUCCCUGUCAAACAUUUGCAGGCCGAGAAUCUGCUGAGAGCGCUUCAUUUACCAAGUUUCUGCACCCAUCCUUUGAGAUGUCUCACCCAUAUGAAUCCUGGAUGAGACCUCCACCCCCAGGGGCUCCUGGUGAAGAGGCUGGUGUUCCUUCAUGGUGGGAUCUCCAUGCUGGCUUCAGUUGGAUGGAUACGCAGCCUGGAACUGGAGGUUUUACUACAACUUCACCCCACCCGGCCACUUUAGGUGUAUAUGGCUCUGAGCUGUGUAUUCCCCCGGCAAACAUGCUCCCUCCUACACCGCAUCUCAUGGGAACAUUGGAAGCCACAAUGGAAUCUCACGCUGUUGAACAAAGUUCAGAUAGUUCCCCUCGUCCCAAAAGUUCCAGGCGAGCAAUGCCACGUAGCUCUGCCCAAACUGCCUGUCGUUGUCCCAACUGCCAGGAAGCAGAACGUGUUGGUACCAGCGGAGAUGUAACAAAGAGAAAAAAUAUGCACAACUGCCACAUCCCAGGCUGUGGGAAAGCAUAUGCCAAAACCUCCCAUCUAAAGGCUCACUUACGCUGGCACAGUGGUGAUCGUCCUUUUGUCUGCAACUGGCUCUUCUGUGGCAAGAGAUUCACCAGAAGUGAUGAGCUGCAAAGACACCUUCAGAGCCAUACUGGAGCAAAAAAAUACCCUUGCCCUUCCUGUAGUCGUGUAUUCAUGAGAAGCGAUCAUCUCACCAAACACAUGAAGACCCAUGAUGGAGAGACCCGGGGGUCCACAGAGGCUUCUAGUAAGGCUAAGAGGGAGCCUGAAGAGAGUACUAGUAGUCAUACAAACUGAGACCCCUUCCCGUCUGAUUGAGAAAGCUCUGUGAUGGUGUGAGGUGUCUUUUCCAACAUGAUGCUUCACUGUACAGUGCUUGAUUUGUGGAGAAGCUCCUAUUACAUGUUAAUUUAUUUGUAGAUAGACUGUUGCUUCUGACAUUACCACAUACUGUUCCUGGAGUAGAGCAAGAGGGGCCAGUACAUGCGUGACGCGGCAUAGGGAAAUCUAGAGAAAUUCUAGGGGCAGAGAAGAGGAGAUCAGCUGAUAUUAAAUGGGAAAGGAGAAUCCUUAGGGCUUGUAGUUCUGCAAUAUUAGAUGAUCGCAGGGUGCCUAAAAUAGUUUUGAAGAUCGGAUAAAGCAUUUCACCUUAAGAAAAAAAAUUAAAGAAGGCUGUGCACAGAGUAUUAUAUCUUUUUCAUGGGCUUCACUUUAACUCUUUCGUUUUUUCCAGAGUUCAUGGAUUACAGGGAACACCCACUGUGAGGGGCUGCCCCUCCCGCAGAGUCUCCUCAUGUUAUGGGGGAAUGUCUCUAUAAAACUGGGUGUGGAGGGAUAUGGGCAGAGAACACCUCCACACCCAGUGAAGCAGCGGCACGCACUGGCUGCACCCAGGGGACCUGUAGGGUGCUUUAUUAACCCCUUCCAUGCUAUUAGUUGGCUAGUCACUGUUUGGAACCCAGGUGAUCUGUAAGCAGUUUAAUUAAUCAAAUGGUGCGUUCAUUUUUUGUUUCUGCCAUGGACUUUGCUUGCUUCAAUUUCUGCAUAUGUGACAACAUUGCUCCUAAACAUAUUUGCCAAUGUACAAUUGUCUUCAUUAUGUGCAUCAGGCUUUCUAUGGGUUAAAAGAUGUUCUCUUUGUUAUUGCGACCCUGAAGGGCUGUCAUUACCUUAAAAAGGGGUCUACACGAUGCCAAUUGAUUAUUAGAAAAGUAAUUCACAGUUACGGCAACCCUUAAAAGCUGCUCCAUGAAUUUGUUCGACAUGCCAUUGCAGGUCAAAUCUUAGAUUUCUUAUCAUUUUGGCUCAGUCUCCUGUCCAGCCUUUGCAGGUUUAUAUUAUUUAUUAGAACCAGUCCAGUGGGACGGCCAGUAACUAAUCAUAUGUACUUUAUUAUGAUUGACAUGUGACUUGAAUGAAUUCCGCUCAUAACAAUGUGACAUGUUCAAACUUGAUUUACUACCCAGAAGGAGCUGAUGUUGGACCCAUUGUAGUUCAUCGCAUUGUAAAUAGGCUAUAUUUAUAGGUAGUUUGGCGCUUUUAAGUUAAAAACACAAACACUUCUCCUCUUUUUAAAAUCCCUACUUUCAGAAGGGUCUCUUGACAAUAAGAUGAGCACAAAGUGUCCUGCUGCUGGAAACUCCCGACAAUCAGCAGUAAUCUUUGGGAAACUCGCCUGUAAGUAUUCAACCUCUUUGUAGCGCCACCACAGGGCAAACUAAGAAUUACACAGGGCCUAUUCAGAUCGGUGCGCGGUCUGCAUAAUGCUGGAGGGAACGUCUCCUUCCCAGUGAGAUGUUCUCUUUGUAUACUACGAGCCACGACAUGAGAAUCCUAAACAGGGGGCCCUCCUUCUAUUAAAGAGGACCUGUCACCACUAAAUGCAGUGCAAUCUGCAGGCAACAUGUUAUAGAGCAGGAGGAGCUGAGCAGAUUGAUAGUUUUUGGGAGAAAAAAAUUCACAAUAACUUGGUAUUUCAUUCAUUUAACUCUCUGCAGUAUCUGACUUCACUUGUGCACGCAGGUCAUUUUACCAACUGUCCCGGAUUUCAGUGGCUGUCCCGGGCAGGGGAGGUAUGUCCCGCUUUCAGCUGUCUUUGCUUCCAUAGGACGCAGAGACAGCUGAUUAUAAGCUCUCCGCUCCCCACUUCACCAUUUACCUGAGCUGCCCCUCCCCCACUUUCCACUUGCUUGCAGCGUUUUGGUGUCCGCCUGACGAUGCGGAGCCAAACGGAUUAGCAGUGGAGAGAACAUACUGCGACUGAUUUAAUGUAAGAGGCUGAGAGCCUGGGAUAUGCUGGGGGCUGUAGUUCUCCUGCUUGGAGGGAGGGAGUGAUUAUUUGCCUAGCACCAUAGCUUUGAAGUGAGGGGAGUGAUGUUAUCUACAUGGGACUGUAUGUUGGAGGGGGCUGGAGGGAGGGGAUGAUGAUAUUUACAUGGGACUGUACAUUGGAAUAGGCUGAAGAUAGAUAGUGAUGUUAUGUACAUGGGACUGUAUGUUGGAGGGGCUGAAAGGAGGGGAGCGAUGUUAUUUAGCGAGCCUAUAGGUAGUGUUGAGCGAACUUCUGCUUUCAAGUUCAGCGUACAAGAUUCGGGUUAUCUAAGAAUUCCGUUACGACAGACUACAACUUAUGGUCCGUGGUAUCGGAAUCCAUAACGGAAUUCUUAGAUAAUCCGAGCUCGAACCUUGUAUGUCAAACUUGAAAACAGAAGUUCGCUCAUCACUAUCUAUACGCGAAAAAUGGCGGUGUGAGGGCAGUUUAAAGAGGACCUUUCACCUGGAUAU
Bufo bufo (common toad) is the source of this 4005-nucleotide messenger RNA. It is a transcript of the gene SP6, whose product is annotated as Sp6 transcription factor. Lineage: Eukaryota; Metazoa; Chordata; Amphibia; Anura; Bufonidae. The transcript is spliced from 2 exons. The record is from RefSeq and is a predicted model, not a curated record. Bases 499 to 1518 code for a protein of 339 amino acids. Gene Ontology annotation, molecular function: DNA-binding transcription factor activity, RNA polymerase II-specific; RNA polymerase II cis-regulatory region sequence-specific DNA binding. Gene Ontology annotation, biological process: regulation of transcription by RNA polymerase II.